Messenger RNA from Telopea speciosissima, 8038 nucleotides. Its product is annotated as kinesin-like protein KIN-12E. Gene Ontology annotation, biological process: microtubule-based movement. Gene Ontology annotation, molecular function: microtubule binding; microtubule motor activity; ATP binding. The record is from RefSeq and is a predicted model, not a curated record. NCBI's taxonomy places the organism in Eukaryota, Viridiplantae, Streptophyta, Magnoliopsida, Proteales, Proteaceae. Bases 282 to 7646 code for a protein of 2454 amino acids. The transcript is spliced from 34 exons.
UUAUUCUGUCUCGUCUCCUCUCUCACUCCAUUUACUGUGUUACAAAUUGACUUUAAGUCUCAAGAUCUCGAAGCAGCUCGUUAAUGGCGGACAGAAUCACAGUUCCGAUGAGUCUGAACUCCUAAUUUCAUCCAAACUCUCCUAAUUUGCACUCGCAAAUCUCAUGUUUCAACUUCACUUCACCAGUUGUUGUUCUGCAUGGGUGAAGUUAGGGCUCACAUCCUCUUAUCUGAAAUCUGAAUAAGCUGAUCAUUAGCUCUGGGAUAUCAAAGGAGUUGAUCAUGUCGAGGGACACGUCUUCCUUCGGAAUCGUCAGACGGAACAGUUUAAGAAACAUGCGGUCGGAAGGGAACGAGAAUGAAUUCGACAAUCCCACAGAUUCAAUCCCUUUCCCCCCACCUAGAACCCCUCUUAAUGCUAUUCCCGACCCUUCACAAUACGCCAGGGGAAUUGAAGAAUACGAUCCGGACUCUGUCACUAAAUUCGAAAGUAGUAAGGUUGGUGGGUUAUCGGAUGGAAGGAUUGGAGCUUUUGAUUAUUCGCUUGCGUUGAGAAAGGGGAUACCAAAUACGGGUCUCAACAGUGGAAUCCACAGAAGUUCUGCUCGUGGGAAAGCUCACUCCGAACCAAACUCAGCUCAGAGCACUCCAGCAAAGAGUAUUUUUAAGGUUUCUAACAGUGCAGCGUUGGGUAUUUGUACUGGCACUCGAACACUUCAAUACAUUGGAGCAAGAGGAGGGACCUCUUCUAGAGUUCCUAGAGGGAUCUCAAUUGGACCUUUUGCAUCAUAUACGGAAGUUCCGUACUUUGAGCUUGUUGAAGAUCCAUCUUUCUGGAUGGAUCAUAAUGUGCAGGUUCUGAUACGAAUUCGACCAUUCAGUACUACAGAGAGAGCUUUGCAAGGCUACGGAAGAUGCCUAAGGCAGGACAGUGUACAGAGUUUAACGUGGCUCGGGCAUCCUGAAACCAGAUUUACUUUUGAUCACAUUGCAUGUGAAACUAUAUCCCAGGAGGAGCUCUUCAAGGUUGUGGGCUUGCCCAUGGUGGAGAAUUGUAUGUCUGGUUAUAACAGCUGUAUGUUCGCCUAUGGUCAGACUGGUAGUGGGAAGACGUAUACUAUGAUGGGUGAAAUAUUCGAGAUGGAUGGAAAGCUCAAUGAAUAUUGUGGGCUUACCCCCCGUAUUUUCGAAUAUUUAUUUAUGACGAUUAGAGCCGAGGAGGAGAACCGAAGGGAUGAGAAGUUAAAGUACAGUUGCAAGUGUUCCUUCCUUGAGAUUUACAAUGAGCAGAUAACGGACCUGCUUGAACCUUCAUCAACUAAUCUACAACUAAGGGAAGACAUGAAGAAAGGUGUAUAUGUUGAAAACCUUACGGAACAUGAAGUUACCACUGUCAGAGAUGUUGUGGAACUUUUGUUACAGGGUGCUGCAAACAGAAAAAUGGCGGCAACCCACAUGAACAGUGAGAGCAGCCGGUCUCACAGUGUCUUCACUUGUAUCAUCGAGAGCCGAUGGGAUAAAGAUUCCAUGAACCACCUUAGAUUUGCAAGAUUAAAUUUGGUUGAUCUAGCUGGUUCUGAGAGGCAGAAAAGUUCUGGUGCAGAAGGAGAGCGUUUGAAGGAGGCUGCAAAUAUCAACAAAUCCCUCUCAACUCUGGGUCUUGUGAUCAUGACUCUGGUGGAUGUUGCUCAAGGGAAACACCGUCAUAUCCCGUAUAGAGAUUCAAGGCUCACAUUUCUCCUUCAGGAUUCUCUUGGUGGAAACUCGAAGACAACAAUCAUUGCUAAUGUCAGCCCAUCAAUUUGCUCUGCAAAUGAAACAUUAAGUACUCUGAAGUUUGCUCAGCGUGCCAAACUUAUUCAAAACAAUGCUAAAGUGAAUGAAGAUGCUUCAGGUGACGUAGUGGCAUUGCAGCGGGAAGUACAACAAUUAAAGGGCCAGCUGACCAUUCUCCUCAAGCAUCAUAACCUAUCAAGGUCUCCAUUACUUAGCUGCCCAAGGUCUGAACAAUCCAAAUCAGGUGAUUGUCAUGAAGAAUGUGACUCUUCUCUUGAAGGAAGACCCCUGGAUGGUGAGAAUAAUACAGGAGUCCCAGAGAGCAAGAUAAAAUGUCUAGAAGCUGCUUUAGUUGGUGCCCUGAGGAGAGAGAAAACGGCAGAGGCUGCAGUCAGGAAGUUAGAAGCUGAAGUUGAACACAUGAACCAUUUGGUGCAUCAAAGGGAAGAGGAUGCUCAAUGUACCAAAAUGAUGCUAAGACUUACUGGGGAGAAAAUUAAGAGGCUUGAGUUACUUGCAGACGGCCUAGUGUCUGGAGAUCAGUAUCUCAUGGAAGAAAAUAGUGUUUUAUCCAAAGAGAUUCAGCUGCUUCAAGCCAGAAUUGAUAGAAAUCCAGAAUUGACUCGAUUUUCUUUGGAGAACAUGAGACUCCUUGAUCAUCUGAGAGUGCUUCAAGAUUUCUAUAAACAAGGGGAGCGUGAAACUUUGUUGGCUGAGGUUUCGGAAAUGCGUGAUCAGCUUCUGGAAGCCCUUGAAAGAAACCAUGAGCCACUUGAACUCUGCCAAAGAAGGGUAGUUCAGGAUACUGACACCUUAAAGGAGUUGGAAGAUUGCAGGAAGAAUCUUAGUGCCUCAAUUAAAUGCAACAUGGAACUGACUAGGAAACUUGACGAAUUGCAGAAGGAAUUGAAAGAGUAUUUGGAAUGUAACAAUGCUGCAUCUCAUUCAGUUGCAGAUUCCUUAUGUGGAGAAGAUUCAAUUAAACACACAAAUAAAUACUCCACGGUUGAUAUCAUAUCAGUUACAUCUGAUUCAGAACAUGAAAUUGCAUCCAAUUAUCAGGUCGCCGAUGAGUCCAUAGGAUUACAAAAAAACCGGAAGUUUGGAGAUGUCUUAGAAUGGGCAUUUACUGUCACUGAGAAAGAACUGAGGGAUGAAGGAUCCCUGAUUGAAACCAUGGAAUCUGAGCAGGUUCAGUUAGUUGAAGAGCUGGAUAUUCUUCAACAGGGGCAUUCCCAAUACAUGGAAUUCUUAAUGAACAAAGAUAGCAAAGACAUAAAGUUCCCUCUUAAUGUUGGUACUCAGUGUGGACUGUUGGAAGGAUGCCCAAAAACUGAACUAGGGCAUCAAGAUACAGGUCUUAUGACUGAGGGCAUAGGUGGCUUUACAAGAUUGGUUCAACAAGAUACAUUUGACAAGAUGCAGAGGGAACUUGAGGAGGCCAGGAUACUGAAUAGGCGAUACCAAGAUAAUCAAGCAUCACAAUUAUCCAACCAACAUGAAGCUGAACAAAUUCGAAAGCAGGUUGAGAUGGAGACAGCUGAGACAAUUCUUCACUUACAAGAAGAGCUUGUUACACUUGAGGAGAAAUUAUGUUCGCUGACCCAAGAAAAUACAAGACUGAGAAACAGUGUAGCUUCUGGGGAGGAUGCAAUAAAGGCAUUGUCUGAGGAAUGGGAGAAGGCAACUUUGGACCUUACAAACUUCCUACUGGAAGGUUGCAAGUCCCUUGAAGAUGCCUCCAACCAUAUAGAAAGUAUUUCAAUGUCCUUUCCUCAAAGGAUAAUUAGUGAACAAGCACAGAGAGCUGCCAAAGUCUUUGUUGAGAAGGAGAAAACAAUAUUAUGUCUAGAAAACAGUCUUGAGGAGGCACAAAAAAUAGGACAGGAGAUGAAGUUGAAAUUGAGUUCCUUGAAGGGGGCAACACUAGCCAUAACUGAAGUUCAGCAGUUAGAAAACGAUCAAAGUACCAAGGAAGCAAAUCAGUUAAGAAAAUUGCUGAAUGAGAAGAAUUCUGUGGUGCAAGAACUAGAGAAGAAACUUAAAAAUAAUGAGAAACAUAUUACUGAAGCAGUAAAACGUGCUGAUGCUGCAUUCAUCAUAGUGAAAAGGCUUUUGGAUUUCCAGAGUGGUACUCAUAAGAAUGGCAGUGAACAAGAAAUUCAUGGGUUAAUUUGGGCUAGUCCCACUCAGGGUGGUAAGGAUAUGGUUCCAGAGAUGAAGGAUAAAGCAAGUGUUCAAACAUUAGAAGCUAUUGAGGUUCAGUUUGAGAUGACAAGACAAAGAGUAUUGGAGGCUGAGAGUGCCAUUCAUGCAGCUUAUAUAGAUACUCAGAUGCAUUUGUCUUCCCUUCCGUCCGAAAUUCUUGAGACUACUUCUAUAUUCAUGCAGCUUAUUCAAGACUUGGCUGAAGAGAUCCGUGUCAUGAAGAAGAACUUUGUAGAGUUGAAAGAGCAAAAUAAAGUUGCUGGAAGUUACAUGAUGGGACCAUCAUCAUUGGUGACCUGUGGGUCUCAAAUGCUUGAAAACGAGUAUCACAUUGUUAAGGAAAUAAAUGAUAAGCUUGGUCAAACAAACAAGGCACUGAAUUCCCUCAAUACUGGCAUUGGAAAGCUCUUGAAUGUGUAUGGCUUGCUGGGAAAAGUCAGAGAUCUUCCAGCAACAGAUGCAUCAAGUAUUGAUUCUUUUCAACUCAGCUCUGAUCCUUCUACAUCAAGAAUUGCUCUUAUGGGUGAAUUUGAUGAAACAUCAUCAUCUAAUUCCUGUUGUGUACUCCCAGUAGAAUUCAAUGGGUUUGACUGGGACUCAAUAUCUGAAAGAGAUGUAUCAUUCAUGCUAGAUAAAGGAAAAUUGGGAGAUUCUCAGAAGCCUAUUGAAAAUUUAUUUUGCAAUGAUGCAACGAUACAAUCCCUGAGGAAGGAUUUGCAAUUGGUAUUCAAUAGUUUCCUGGAAAUACAAGUUCACUUGGAAACUUUCUUUAAUGACAAGGAAAUUGCAUGUUGUCCUUAUGUACAAGGAAGGUGUUUCCAUGAAUCAGUUGCCUUAGGGAAUAAUGACCAUUUCCACGCAGAUAAGAAAGUACAUGAUAAGCUUGAUGUGAUGGAGAUGGGUCAACAGAUUCAAUCCUUUGAGCAGGAUGUAGUAAACUGCAACAAGGACAAAGAGGUCUUGCAUUUCAAGCUCAGCAAUCCCAGGUUAGUUAUUGAAGAGGGAGACAGGGUUAACAGCUUCCUCAACAAAUGUGAGGAGGCUCAAGCUACUAUGAAAGAGGCUGAUGCUAUGUUAAAUGCGUUGUUGAAAGCAAAUGAAACUGCAAAACACACGACUGAUGAGUGGAAGCAAGCAGGCGAAACGUUGAUGGUAGAAAGAGCUUGCUUGGUUGAAGAAGUUCAACAACUUAAGGCUUCCUUGUAUCUCAAAGAAGAAGAAUAUGAAUUUAUGCGGGACCAAAUCAGUUCCAGUUUGGUAGAAGUAACAAGUUCAUUUUCUUUGCUGGAAGGAUCAUUUUUUCAAAUGCAGAGAAAUGUGGAAGACUGGUUCAAAGUUUUAUUCUCUGAUAUUUUUUCCUUGCGACGUGACAUAUGGGACCAUCUUCACAACUCAAGAUCAUCAUUGGAAGAUAUUUGGUCCAGCAUGAUGCAGUAUGAUUUUGCUUUGUUUGUGCUAUAUCAGUGCCAUGUUGGAAAACAUUUUGGGAAAAUCCCAAUAUUAAAAGCAGAUCUUGGCCUUUUCCAAAAUAGACAAAGAGAAUGUUGCUCGUCAUUAAACAAUUUGGGUACCAUAUGCAUGAAUACAGGGGAGGAUGGCUCUGUGGUUAAAGGAAUUUUGGAACAAAGCCAAAAUAAGAACCCACAGGAGGAACUUUCUACGCUAGUAAACACACAGGACGACAAUUAUUCCUGUGGAACAUUUGCAAAAUUGAAGGAAGAUGAACUGAGUCAAAGCUUUGAUAGUCUUCUAUUUGAAAAUUUGUCACUUAAAAGGGAAUUGUCCCGGAAAGAUGUUAUUUUGAAAGGGUUGCUUUUUGAUCUUAGUUUAUUGCAAGAAUCAGCUGCCAGUGCCAAUGACAAGAAAACAGAAAUGGAGCAGAAUGUUGCAGCUCUGACCUCUGUUCAACAUGAGUUAGCAGUAAAAACAACUCAGCUUGAUGACAUCUUAAUUCAACAACAAAAACUCCGAGCUGAGUUGGAUGAUCGUGUAGCUGCACUUUCUAUCUCAAAUUCUCAACUUGAACAAGCUCAAGCUACAGUAAUCACAUUGUCAAAUCAAAACACAGAGCUGAGACACCUCUUAGAAGAUCUUUAUGUAAGAAAAAACAGUGCUGAACAGCAAUUGGAAGAAACAAAUGAGGUUGUGAUAUGUUUGGAGAAAGAAAUAAUUCGUCUGGCUUCUUCUGUGGAGGAAAAGAUUCUAACUUCAAUUGUGGACAUUGAGAAUGACCUGAGAAGGGUCAGUGCUGAGAGGGACUGCUUGUAUGAAGAGGUCAUAUCCCUGAAUAGAAAGCUUGAAAUGGCAAAUACUUUAGCUGAAGAGAAUGAGGCCAUUGCUAUUGAAGCUCGCCAGGAGUCAGAAGCAAGCAAAAUCUAUGCAGAACAGAAGGAGGAGGAGGUUAAGAUUCUUGAACGUUCUGUUGGGGAGCUUGAGUGUACAGUGGAUGUGCUGGAGAAAAAGGUUUAUGAAAUGAGCAAGGAGGUAGAGAGGCACCACAGAAUGAGAGAUGAUUUGGAACUAGAACUCCAAGCUUUAAGACACAGAAUGUUGACUGUUGAGACCGCAGCAGAAAAUAUGGAUUCUGGAAAUUCAAAUGUUGAAGACCAAGAAGAAGAUCAAACAUCAAAGCACAUUGAUAAUGGAAUACUAGAGAGAAUAAGGUUUCUUGAAAUGGAGAAAGCAGACCAGGCUGAAGAGAUAAAACAGUGCAAGGAGUAUAUCUCGGAACUGGUAUUGCAUGCUGAAGCCCAGGCAACACAAUACCAGCAAAAGUACAAGGCAUUGGAGAACAUGGUUCGGGAGGUAAUAUCAGAUCCAUCAACUUCCACUUCUGCAGCAUUAACAUUAGAUAAAAGUGAGAAAACAGCAACAAGGACUAGAGGUUCUAGCUCACCAUUCAGAUGCAUUGCAAGUUUAGUUCAGCAGAUGAACUCAGAGAAAGAUCAGGAGUUGUCUAUGGCCAAGCUCAGAAUUGAAGACCUGGAGGCACUAACUGCUAAAAGGCACAAAGAGGUAUGUAUGUUGAAUGCCAGACUUUCAGCAGCAGAAAACAUGACGCAUGAUGUGAUUAGGGAUUUACUUGGAGUCAAAUUGGACAUAACCAACUACGCAAAUCUGAUAGACCAGGACCAAAUUCAAAAAUUACUGGAGGAAGCUCACCGUCAAACAGAAGAGUCCCUUGCAAUGGAGCAGGAGAUUCUCAAGCUACGGAAAAAGAUUAAUGACUUGACAACGGAAAGAGAGAGUUGCAUUGAGGAAAUAAAUAAAAGAGAAGCAGAUACACUAGCUGCACAGCUGACAGUUGAGCAACUUCAACAGCGAAAUCAAUUACUCGCAGCACAGAAUGAAAUGUUGCAGAUGGAGAAUACAAGUCUAAAGAGGAAGAGUGCAGACCUGGAUGAAAUGUUGAAGAAAGUUCUUGGUUCACUGAAUGUCCAUCAGCAUAUUCAACAGCCUCCAAAGAUGAUGGAGCAAAACCCAGUAAGGGCCGGCAAUAGAGAGCUUAACAAGAGGCUAGCACAUUCACAGCAGCUUCUUUCUCGUGUGAAUGAUGAACUUGCUUGGUAUUGCAAGUCGGAGAGCAGCAAUCCAAAGAGCAAGGGCAAAGAAGAACAAAGGCACAGAAACAGAAGACAGGAAUCAGAGACUAAAUUUGAGUAGCUUGAACUUCAUUAUGCACUUCUUUAACCUCAUGACUACAACGCAGGACAAAAAUGGAUCAAAAUAGGGGUCAUUUGCUUUCUCAGCUGCAGUAUGGUGUGAAGUGAAACUCAUGAACUAUGAUCUGAGGUCCAAGGAUAGAAGAGAAACUCUGACGUGUUGUGUGUUGGUGCAGAUCAUCAGAUUCAUGACAAAAAUUUCCUAUGAAUGUUGUGGAUAUGGAAAUGGUCCAGAUCAAGAUCUGUUUCUGACAAUAUUUCCCAUUUCAACACCUCAAGUUGAAAUCAAUAUAAAAUUUAUUGGUGGUGGUUGCUGAUAUGUUAAUGAAGGGGACGUCAAUAUAUAAUGUUAUGCAAGAUUUUCCCUUUCCUGGAAAAUCCCCACCAAAAUUA